Messenger RNA from Lecanosticta acicola, 875 nucleotides. The record is from the annotation of a GenBank genome assembly. Lineage: Eukaryota; Fungi; Ascomycota; Dothideomycetes; Mycosphaerellales; Mycosphaerellaceae.
AUGUUCUCCCGCUCCACCGUCGCCGCGCUGGUCGCGCUUCUCGCUUCUACCGCCGCUGGCGGCUAUGUACUCCCGUCCUCAGGCACGGCCUCGACCACGCAGUUCCUAAUCGGUCCCGAGUUGUCUGGCGGUACGGCUUGCGGCGUCCAGAAGCUCUCAAAUGGAGCCACCUCGCUUCCAAAGGGCGCCAUUGGUUCAGGUGGUGGACCUGGCUACCUCUAUGUGAGUCGCGCCGCGAACCUCUGGCCCGUAAUCUCGAUCACAGAGCGGAUCGCUAACGACUACGCCAAAUCUAGGCCGCAAUCAACCAACUCGCUUUUGGCGCGAACCCCUCCGUAUCCUCCUCCGGCGGGCCCGGUGGUGCAUGCGGUAUCUGCUACAGCAUCACCCCAGUCUCUUCCAGCGGCACGGCUUUGACAGCCAACACGCUCACCUUCAUGAUCGCCGACGAAUGCCCGGCCUCUGUCGCGCUCUCCGGCGGUAAACACUGCAACACCUGCACCACCUCUGAGAAGAACGACCUGGGCCAGACGUGGCAUUUCGAUAUCGCGGUCGAUGCCAUGAGUGAUGCGCAGUACAAGACCUUUUUCAACGGGGUUACUGAUGGAACGUAAGUCUUGCGUUCGCCACAUCUUGCCACGCAUAAUCUUCCGCCAUUUUGCGUGGACAGCUGAUGGGUCUUGUGCGCUGACACUCCUGACAGUAACUGGAAAGAAGUCCAAUUCACCAAGACUUCGUGCGGCUCCGCCAAUCCGAAGCCAAGCGUUGCCAGCUAUGGCUGUAUCUCUGGCAGCUGUCCGAACCAAGCCGGCUCCGUAUGCGAGAACACCGGCUUCAGCAAGCGUACUUUCGCACGUCAGUUCACUGGGCUCUAA